AUAAAGCACAACCAAAUGCAGCAUAAAGCCAUAUAUGAAACCCGCAUUAUUUUUCAAAUGCAGCUUUGAAGAACCUUUCUAAUUCUAAUGGAGUUUCAGUUUCAUCCAAAAUUCUACCAUCUUUUAUGCUUAUUCAUCCUCUUCCAUCAAUCCUUUCGUGCUCAAGCUGCUAACUUCAGAUAUUGCGCUGAUGUAAACUAUGCUGUGAAGGUGUCUGAAGUUGAAAUUACACCAAACCCUGUUGUGCGUGCAAGACCAACUACCUUUAAGAUUUCAGCUGUUACUGGUGAAGCUAUUUUUGGUGGGAAGUGGGUGAUUAAAGUUUCAUACAUUGGAAUACUUGUCCAUCAAGAAGUUCAUAAUCUUUGUGAGGAAGUAUCCUGUCCUGUUACUGCUGGCGAUUUCGUGGUUGCUCACACCCAGAAGUUGCCUGUAUUUGCCCCGCCGGGAUCCUACACUGUGGAGAUGAAACUAAAGAAUGAGGAGAAUGAGCCAUUAACUUGCAUCACCUUUAAAUUGAAAAUUGGUUUUGGAUCUUCUGUGUCUGAAAUCUGAAGUAGUAUCAUUGCAUUACCUAAAGCGCCGGUGUAAACUAUCUCAUAUUAAAUAUAAACAGGCAAUUCAGGAGGUAUGAUUGAUAUAGUCUAAUUUUCCUUUGAAGUAUGAAUGAUCAGAUCGACUAUGUGUCAAUGACAAAAAAACAUAUGAUACUGUCCAUAA
Molecule: messenger RNA, 720 nt
Organism: Lotus japonicus
Lineage: Eukaryota; Viridiplantae; Streptophyta; Magnoliopsida; Fabales; Fabaceae
Exons: 4
Coding region: 88-555 (155 amino acids)
Biological process (GO): intracellular sterol transport
Molecular function (GO): sterol binding
Source: RefSeq, a predicted model, not a curated record